UGCUGCUGGUGGCGAUCGAUUUACCAGACACUGACAGUGACUGCCAAACAGCCGCUGGCCUGAUACUGCUAAUUUUCAGUGGAUCGAAUCCAGUUACUUGGAGUUAUACGAGUGUGUCCCGAUCCAGGCAGCACCGGCAGAAAGGAGUACACUCCUACUAGUACUAAGCGUUCUGCUCCGUUUCGCCUGGCUCUUCAUAAACUCGAGCUCUUCCGUACCUUUGGCUAGUUUCUUCUUCUCCUGGCUUAGCAAAGCUAGUCACACUGCGCGUCCUCCCUCGCUCGAUUAUCUGAAGUCUGAACCCACGAGGCAUGAGAGCGACGGCACGUCGCAGCGCCGGUGCCGCGGCGGCAGCGGGGGUCCUACCGGCCGCGAAGAAGACGACGACGACAACGAAGAAGAAGAUCAAGGGUGCCGGCGGUGGAUUCCUCUGGGGCUGCGGCGGGUCCAAGUCGGUGGCCAUCGCCGCGGGCAACAUCUCCACGGCAACGACGCCGAGCCCCACGGCGGCGUCGGCAAAGUCGGCGCCGGCAGCGACGAAGACGACGCCAUUGCCGGUCGCCACCGACAACGAGGGAGAUUGCGCGGCGCCGAGCGUGGACGCGCUCCUGCGGCAGCUGAGCGAGCUGGAGCGCGGCGUGCGCGCGCUCGGCGUCCGGGUCCGGGAGGAGGAGGAAGGUCAAGGCGGCGGCCAUGGCGGCGACGGUGGCAGCCCGUGGCCUCAGCGGCGGCGGCUGCACCGGAGGAGCGCGAGCGACUGGACGGCGGGAGCCGUGGCGGUGGUGAGGGAGACGGAGGACCCGGUGGGCGAGUUCAGGGCGUCCAUGGCGCAGAUGGUGGCGGCGAACGGGACCACGGGCGGCGCCGAGCUGCGGGGGCUCCUGCAGCGGUUCCUCGAGCUCAACUCGCCGCGCCACCACGGGCUCAUCCUCCAGGCCUUCGCCGACGUCUGCGACGACCUCUUCUCCGGCGCCGCCCGCCGGCCGCUUCCCCGUCCGCCGAAGCCGGCUCUGCUGCCUUACAGUUACAGCAGCCAGCUAGCUUAGCUAAAAAAAACGUCCACGCUACGCGUACUGACACGUUAACUACAGUUCCCCUCGGGAUUUGUUGCUUGUUGCCUGCCGCCAGCCAGAAACAGACGCCCGUGUCCGUGUGGCCGGCCGGCGCCGUGGGUUUCUGUGCCGUGACCAGAAGAAAUCUGUGGCUCCUGAACCUGACCCAUCUCCCUCUCUCUGUCGUCUCUUCUGUAGUAGUAUACUGUAAAGCAUCACCGAUCGAUCAUACGUUUCCCGUGGAUGUUGCGUGGCACGUUAA
Messenger RNA from Brachypodium distachyon (stiff brome), 1314 nucleotides. Its product is annotated as transcription repressor OFP8. Lineage: Eukaryota; Viridiplantae; Streptophyta; Magnoliopsida; Poales; Poaceae. The record is from RefSeq and is a predicted model, not a curated record. Gene Ontology annotation, biological process: negative regulation of DNA-templated transcription. The transcript has a single exon. Bases 312 to 1046 code for a protein of 244 amino acids.